AUGAAUUACUUUUUGAAAUAUGUCGAAAUCGAUAAUUUCAAAUCAUACAAAGGUCAUAUUGUAAUCGGCCCAUUACGAAAAUUUACUGCUAUUAUAGGACCAAAUGGAUCUGGCAAAUCCAAUCUUAUGGAUGCGAUUAGUUUUGUUCUUGGUGAACCAACAAAAAGUUUACGUGUGAGAAAAUUAUCCGAAUUAAUUCAUGGUGCACCAAUCAAUAAACCCGUUAGUAAUCGUGCAUCAGUUGGAUUAGUAUUUGUUUCGAUAACAUCAAACGAAAGUGGUGAUCGUAGUGAACAUGAAAAACGUUUUCAACGUUUUAUUAUUGGUAAUGCAUCAGAAUAUCGUGUUGACGGACGUCAAUUAUCAGCAGCUGAAUACAAUGAAGAACUUGAAAAUAUGGGUAUUAUCCCUAAAGCAAAGAAUUUUCUUAUUUUUCAAGGACAAGUCGAAUCCAUUGCAAUGAAAACACCAAAAGAAUUUACUGCGAUGUUUGAAGAAUUAAGUCGUAGUGGUGAAUUACGUGAAGAAUAUGAACAAGCGAAACAGGAGAAAAAUAAAGCCGAACAUGAUACACAUGCGAAUUUUCAAAAGAAAAAAGGUGUAGAAAAACAAAAGAAAGAAGUUCGAUUAGAAAAAGAAGUGGCUCAAAAAUAUGCGGCAUUAAAAAGUCAAUAUGACGAACUUCAAUUACAAUUAAAAUUAUUUCAAUUGUAUCAUAAUAAACAAGAAUUAAUUGAAAAACGUGAUAUAGCCGAAAAGAAACGAGAUGAAGUUAUGAAAUUAGAAAAACGAAAAGAAAUAUCCGAUGACGAAAUUAAAAAUAAGAAAAAAGAGCUAGCGAUUUGUAAUAAAGAACUUGCAACAGAUGAACAAAAAAUUAAAGAACUAGAAGCUCAAAUUAAUAAAAAUCGCCCAACAUAUAUUAAAGCAAAAGAAAAUUCAGCUCAUCAUCAGAAAAAACUUGAUCUAGCAAAAAAAACUCUGCUUGCUGCUGAAAAAACACAUGCUGCUCAUGGCGAAGAAGUAGAAAAAUAUGAAGCUGAUUUACGUGAAGUUGAACGAUACCAAAAAGAAUAUGAAGAUAAAUUACAGGAUGAAUCACAAAGUAUUGGUCGUAAUUUAGCACUUGAAGAAAAUCAAAUGAAAGAAUAUCGACGUUUAAAAGAAGAGGCAUCGCAAUUAAUGACACAAUUUUCUGAAGAAUAUGAUUCAGUUGAUCGUCAACAGCAAGUCGAUAGAACGAAUCUUGAACAAGAACAACGAAGUCAACGAGAUCAUAUGGCACGAAUAAAACAAACUGAAUCACGUAUUGAUGAAUUGAAUGGAAAAAUUGAUAAAUUAGCCGGUUAUAUGGCCGAUCUUGAAAGAGAGCUUGGUGAUAAACAAGCUAGUGCACAAUUAUUAGAACGAGAAGUAACCGAUGGUCGAAGGCGCUGUACGGAACUAGAAGAAGAACUUGAUCAAGUGAAUAAAGAAAUGGGCGAAGCUCGAUCCGAUCGAAAUGAAACAAGUCGUGCACAACGACGUGCAGAACUUAUUGAAAAUCUUAAACAAUUUCCAGGCGUGUAUGGUCGUUUAAUUGAUCUUUGCGAGCCAACUCACAAACGUUUUCAAAUGGCAAUAACAAAAGUUCUUGGGCGUAAUAUGGAUUCAAUUAUUGUUGAACGUGAAACAACAGUUCAAUCGUGUUUGCGGUACAUGAAAGAACAUCGAUAUGAACCUGAAACAUUUUUACCACUCGAUUAUAUUAAAGUAUCGCCAAUAAACGAACAACUUCGAGAAUUACAAGAUCCUAAAAAUGUAAAACUUGUACUGGAUGUUAUUAAAUAUGAUAGACAAUAUUAUAAAGCCCUACUUUAUGCAUGUGGUAAUGCACUUGUUUGUGAUAAUGAUGAUGAUGCUCGACGAUUGGCAUAUGAAAGUGGAGGUCAAAAAUAUAAAGUAGUUUCAUUGAAUGGCACACUGUUUAGUAAAUCGGGUGUUAUAUCCGGUGGAUCCAGUGAAUUAAAAGCUCGUGCUAAACGUUGGGAUGAAAAACAUCUUGAUGGACUACGUAUGCGUAAAGAUAAGCUAUUUGAUGAAUAUAAAGAACAACAAAAGAAAAAACGACGUGAAGCUGAAUUGAUCAACGCUCGUGCACAAUUACAACAACUGGAAAGUCGUUUACGAUAUUCAAGAACAGAUAAAGAAACAGCAGAGAAAAAACUUCGAAUUUUAAUCGAGAAAGAUCUGCUUGAUUUUCAAGGAAAACUUGCUCAAUAUGACCCGAGAAUCAAUGCUUUGCAAGCGUCCAUUGGUGAACGAGAAAAAGUCAUAUCAAAACUACGUAUGGAAAAAAAUAAAAUUGAAGAUGUUGUAUUUGUUGAAUUUUGUAAACAAAUUCAUGUAGCUAAUAUUCGCGUAUACGAAGAUCGAGAAUUACAAGCAGCUGAAAAACGAGCACAAGAACGUUUGGAAUUUGAAAAUCAGAAGACCAAAAUUCAAACUAUGCUUGAAUUCGAACGAUCACGUGAUACUGAUGGACAUGUGGAACAAAUUACACAAGAAGUUACCAGUUUAGAAGAUGCUUUACAAAGAUGUCAAAAGAAUGAAAAAAAAUAUCGAAAAAUAAUUGAAGAUCUUCAACAUGAAAUUGCUGAUAUUAAAGAUCGGUUAAUAGAUCACAAGAAGAAGAUUGAAUUUCAAGAUCGCGACAUAGCUGAUUGUACAAAACGUGCUGCACAAUUGAAUAAAGAUUAUAAUGAACAACGAAAACGUUUGCAACUUAUUGAUAGUGAUAUUGAAAAAUUGCGUUCAGAUCGGCACAAUUAUUAUCGUACAGCGAAGCUAAAUGAAAUUUCAUUACCAUUUCGUGGUAAUGCUGGUUCAAUGGCAGCCAUUUCACUUGCCGAAACAUCAUCAUCCGACGAUACCAGUGUCGUUAGUUCUCAAACACAAAAUAAUUCUUCCACAACAAUGCUAAUGACGCAAUCAUCGGCUGCGACUGAUUUUUCCACGCUGUCAAAUGGCGAUGGAAUGAUGGCUAGUCAACAAGAUACGAAACAUAUUUAUGAUUUAGAAGAUAGAUUCGAUUUAAAUUUUAAACGUUUACGUGAUGAAUUAAAAAAGAUAAAUUAUGAACAAGUUGAUAAAGAAGAAAAAUUGCUCAUUAAACAAAUGUCUGAUAUUGAAAUUCAACUACAAAAGCAUCUACCACAAACAUCAACUAUUGAUGCACGCACACGUGACGUUAGAACCACAUUUGAAUUAACAAAUGCUGAAUUUGAACUUGCACGUAAUGCAGCUAAACGCGCACGACAAACUUUUGAAAAAGUGAAAAAAGAACGUUACGAUCGUUUCAAUGCACUAUAUGAACAUGUAUCAUCGUGUAUUGAUGAAAUCUAUAAAUCAUUAACAAAUUCACAAGCUGCUGUUGCUUGUUUAACGGCUGAAGAUGCCGAAGAACCCUAUCGAGGUGGUAUUACGUACAACUGUGUUGCACCUGGCAAACGUUUUCAAGCCAUGGAAAAUUUAUCUGGUGGUGAAAAAACGGUUGCAGCUAUUUGUCUUUUAUUUGCACUGAGAAGUUUUAAACCAGCUCCAUUCUUUUUACUCGACGAAGUCGAUGCUGCUCUUGACAAUACAAAUAUUGGCAAAGUAGCUGAUUUUAUUCGUGAACAAUCUGCAUCAGAAUUUCAAUGUAUUGUUAUUUCAUUGAAAGAACAAUUUUAUUCACGUGCUGAUGCACUUGUUGGCAUUUAUCCAGAACCCGGUGAUUGUAUAACUAGUCAUUGUCUUGCAUUAGACUUAAAUCAAUUUGACGAACGAGAAAAUAUUGCAAAUACUCGUGAUUAG
Molecule: messenger RNA, 3834 nt
Organism: Rotaria socialis
Lineage: Eukaryota; Metazoa; Rotifera; Eurotatoria; Philodinida; Philodinidae
Source: the annotation of a GenBank genome assembly